GCACGCCCGCCGGUGCGCCCGCUCCGGGCUCCCACCCGCGUCUCCGCCCGACCAGGUUUCUUUAAAGUGAUUGAAGACAAUAAUUCAAAAUGCCUGAAAAUGCUGCUACAGAUAAACUGCAGGUCCUGCAAAUUAUCGAUCGCCUGAAAGUGAAAUUACAGGAGAAGGGUGACACCUCGCAGAAUGAGAAGCUAUCUAUGUUUUAUGAGACACUAAAGAGUCCUCUCUUCAACCAGAUACUCACACUUCAGCAGUCCAUCAAGCAACUCAAGGGACACCUCAAUCAUACACCUUCAGAUUGUUCAGCCAACUUUGAUUUUUCUAGGAAAGGUUUAUUAGUUUUCACAGAUGGAGCCAUUAAUGGGAAUGUCCAGCAGUCCUCCAAUAACCCGACUGUCUCGGGGUUAUUUCCUUGGACCCCUAAGCCGGGAAAUGAAGACUUUAACUCAAUCAUUCAGCAGAUGGCACAGGGCCGGCAAAUUGAAUAUAUAGAUAUAGAACGUCCCUCCACUGGUGGCCUUGGAUUCAGCGUGGUAGCCCUCAGAAGUGAAAAUCUGGGAGAAGUCAAUAUCUUCGUGAAGGAAGUACAGCCAGGGAGUAUAGCGGACAGGGAUCAAAGGUUAAAGGAAAAUGACCAAAUACUGGCUAUUAAUCAUACGCCACUGGAUCAGAACAUUUCCCAUCAGCAAGCAAUUGCACUGUUACAGCAAACCACUGGAUAUUUGAGUCUGGUUGUGGCCAGACAACCAGUCCACGCAAGAAGCAGUACUUCUACCAGCCUAACCAAUACAGUUUUGCCAGAAACAGUUCGCUGGGGCCAUAUUGAAGAUGUUGAGCUCAUUAAUGAUGGCUCUGGAUUAGGUUUUGGAAUAGUUGGAGGAAAAUCAAGUGGUGUGGUUGUGAGGACUAUAGUUCCUGGAGGAUUAGCAGAUCGAGAUGGAAGACUCCAGACAGGGGACCAUAUCUUGAAGAUUGGUGACACAGAUGUGCAGGGAAUGAGCAGUGAGCAAGUUGCACACGUGCUGAGAAACUGUGGGAACUCAGUCAGGAUGCUGGUUGCAAGAGACCCAACUGGUGAAAUUUCUGUAGCCCCUCCAACCCCUGCAGCCUUACCUGUUGCCCUGCCUGCUGUACCUAACAGGAUACCUAGUUCUGACAAUUCUACACUUUAUGAAACUUACACUGUUGAACUCAUUAAAAAAGAUGGACAGAGUCUUGGGAUUAGAAUUGUUGGCUAUGUAGGAGCUGCUCGCACAGGGGAAGCUUCAGGAAUUUAUGUGAAAAGUGUAAUACCUGGCAGCGCUGCAUACCACAAUGGGCAAAUCCAAGUGAAUGACAAGAUAGUCGCUGUGGAUGGUGUGAAUAUCCAGGGUUUCGCCAACCAGGAUGUUGUUGAAGUAUUACGAAAUGCAGGGCAAGUGGUACAACUAACCUUAGUUCGAAGGAAGACAUCCUCACCCGCUUUUCCAUUUGCUGAACAACCUCCACUUGCUGAACAGCCUCCACUUGUCGAACAGCCUCCACUUGUUGAACAGCCUUCAGACACAGGAACUAUUGUAGAACCACCGAAACCACCAGCCCCCUUCUUAACUGGAGCAGUGGAAACGGAAACUAAUUUGGAUGGUGAAGACGAGGAAACUGAAGAAAGAAUGGACAAUCUAAAAAACGAUAACAUACAAAACUUAGAAAAACUGGAAAGAGCCCCUGACUUUCCAGAAAAUGAGCUGAAAUCCAGAUGGCAAAACCUAUUGGGUCCUGAUUAUGAAGUAAUGAUUGCUACUUUGGACACUCAGAUUGCAGAUGAUGCUGAAUUACAGAAAUAUUCAAAGCUCCUGCCCAUUCACACUCUGAGGCUUGGCAUGGAAGUUGAUUCCUUCGAUGGGCACCAUUAUAUCUCUUCGAUUGUUCCAGGUGGUCCUAUUGAUACACUGAGACUCCUUCAGCCAGAGGAUGAGCUCCUUGAGGUCAAUGGUGUGCAGCUCUAUGGGAAAUCUCGCCGAGAAGCGGUCUCCUUUCUUAAAGAAGUGCCACCCCCUUUUACCUUGGUUUGCUGUCGACGGUUGUUUGAUGAUGAAGCCUCUGUAGAUGAACCAAGAAGGACCACUGGAGCCUCUCUUCCUGAGAUGGAGGCUGAUCACAAUGUAGAUGUCAACACUGAAGAAGAUGAUGAUGGGGAAUUAGCACUAUGGUCUCCUGAAGUCAAGAUUGUUGAACUAGUGAAAGAUCAUAAAGGCUUGGGAUUCAGCAUUUUGGAUUACCAGGACCCCUUAGAUGCCACAAGAUCAGUGAUUGUGAUUCGUUCCCUGGUGGCGGAUGGUGUUGCAGAAAGAAGUGGAAAACUGUUACCUGGAGACCGCCUGGUCUCAGUCAAUCAGUACUGUUUGGACAACACCAAACUUGCUGAUGCUGUGGAAGUGUUGAAAGCUGUGCCACCAGGCACUGUACGCCUUGGCAUCUGUAAGCCUUUGGGGGAAGAUGAUAAACAGGAAGAAAGUCAUUAUAUUUUACAUUCAAACACUAAUGAAGACAAGACUGACAUUUCAGGAACAAUUCACGAUAUAAACUCAUCUUUAAUACUUGAAGCACCCCAGGGAUUUAGAGAUGAACCCUAUUAUAAAGAAGAACUUGUGGACGAGCCAUUUCUAAAUUUGGGAAAGUCUUUCCAAUCCCAACAAAAAGAGAUAGACAACAGCAAGGAGGCCUGGGAAAUGCAUGAAUUUCUGACUCCUGGAUUGCAGAAAAUGGGUGAAGAAAGAGAAAUGCUUGUGGAUGAAGAAUAUGAGCUAUAUAAAGAUUGCUUUCAAUCCAUGGAGUUGUAUCCCUCCUCACACAUUCAAGAGGCUGCUCCUGUUCCAUCCACGGAGGAACUUCACUUUGGUACACAGUGGUUACAUGAUAACGAACCACAUGAGCCUCAAGAAACAAGAUCCAUAAUGAGUAUAUAUCCCCAGGAGACACAGCAGUAUGGCUAUAGCACUAACAACGUGAUGAAAGAAAAUUUUGGCAUCGAUUCCCAACCCUCCAUAUCCUCAACUGAAGGGAACAGUCAGCAAUGCAGAUUCGAUGAUCUGGAAAAUCUUAGUUCAUUAACAAAAAGCAGUCUGGAGUUAGGCAUGAUGAUUCCGCAUGAUGUCCAGCGUCCUGGCUUGCUUGUUGAACUUCCUGCUGUGGCUCAAAGAAGGCAGCAAAAAGAUCUGCCCCUGUACCAACUCCCCAGGACUCGCGUUGUUUCCAAGACCUCAGCAUACACAGGAAUAUUGUCUUCUAGAUACGCCACUGAUGCAUAUGAGUUACCUGAGAGAGAAGAAGGUGAAGGAGAAGAAACUCCAAACUUCAGCCACUGGGGUCCACCAAGAAUUGUUGAGAUUUUUAGAGAACCCGAUGUGUCUCUUGGUAUUAGUAUUGUUGGUGGGCAGACCGUUAUAAAACGCCUGAAGAAUGGAGAGGAGCUGAAAGGUAUAUUUAUCAAACAAGUUUUAGAAGACAGUCCAGCAGGAAAAACAAAUGCUCUUAAAACUGGAGAUAAAAUACUUGAGGUGUCUGGAGUAGAUUUGCAGAACGCCUCACACAGCGAAGCAGUGGAGGCCAUUAAGAAUGCUGGAAACCCUGUGGUGUUCGUUGUCCAGAGCUUGUCAUCCACUCCAAGAGCCAUUCCUACUGUGCAUAACAAGGCGAACAGAAUCACUAAUAACCAGGACCAAGACACUCAAGGAAAAAACGAAAAGAGGCAAGGAAGUGCUCCACCUCCAAUGAAACUGCCACCUCCUUAUAAAGCUCCAUUUGAUGACAGUAAUGAAAAUGAAGAAGAAUGUGCAUUUAUCAACAAAAAAAUCAGGCAAAGAUAUGCAGAUCUGCCUGGAGAAUUGCACAUUAUUGAACUUGAAAAGGAUAAGAAUGGCCUUGGACUCAGCCUUGCUGGCAAUAAAGACAGGUCACGCAUGAGCAUAUUUGUGGUGGGCAUUAACCCGGAAGGACCCGCUGCCACUGACGGACGGAUGCGUAUUGGAGAUGAACUGUUGGAGAUAAACAAUCAGAUUCUGUAUGGAAGAAGUCACCAGAAUGCGUCUGCCAUUAUUAAGACUGCUCCGUCCAAAGUCAAGCUGGUAUUCAUCAGAAAUGAAGAUGCAGUCAAUCAGAUGGCCGUUGCUCCCUUUCCAUUACCAUCAACUUCCCCAUCUUUUAUUGAGGAUCAGAGUGGCCCCGAGCCUGUUAGUAGUGAGGAAAACAGUAGUCUCGAAGUUGGUACUAAACACUUUCCUGAACGAGAAAGCUCCAAACUGGAGGACAUGGCACAGGCGGUCAGUCAGAGUGUGGUGGCAGAGCAGCAGAAGGCAGUGGACUGCUCGACUGACAACGCUGUCAGCCAGAUGAAACAGCAAAAAUAUUCGACGAAAGUCUCCUUCAGUUCACAGGAGAUACCUUUAGCACCCACUCCAUCAUACCAUUCAACAGAUGCAGACUUCACAGGCCAUGGUGGUUUCCAGGCUCCUCUGUCGGUGGACCCUGCCACAUGUCCCAUUGUCCCUGGCCAGGAAAUGAUCAUAGAAAUAUCCAAGGGACGUUCAGGGCUUGGUCUCAGCAUUGUGGGAGGAAAAGACACACCCUUGGAUGCUAUAGUUAUACAUGAAGUCUAUGAGGAAGGAGCAGCAGCCAGAGAUGGAAGACUUUGGGCUGGUGACCAGAUUUUAGAGGUGAACGGGGUUGACCUGAGGAGCGCCAGCCACGAAGAAGCCAUCACAGCCCUGAGGCAGACCCCUCAGAAGGUGCGACUGGUGGUGUACAGAGACGAGACACACUACAGGGACGAGGAGAACUUGGAGCUCUUCCCCGUAGAUCUGCAGAAGAAAGCCGGCAGGGGGCUGGGCCUGAGCAUCGUUGGGAAACGAAAUGGAAACGGAGUGUUUAUCUCUGACAUCGUGAAAGGUGGAGCCGCAGACCUGGAUGGGCGAUUGAUUCAGGGAGAUCAGAUCUUAUCUGUGAAUGGAGAGGAUGUGAGAAAUGCCUCACAGGAGACAGUGGCCACCAUCCUCAAGUGUGCGCAGGGACUUGUGCAGCUAGAGAUUGGAAGACUGCGUGCUGGCUCCUGGACCUCCUCAAGGAAGACCUCACAGAACAGUCAGGGGAGUCAGCACAGCAGCUUCCCUCCGUCCCUCGCGCCUGUCAUCACCAGCCUGCAGAACCUGGUCGGCACCAAGAGAGCUUCAGAUCCUUCCCCCAAAAACCCAGGCACAGAUAUGGGACCAAGGACCGUUGAGAUAAUCAGGGAGCUCAGUGAUGCCCUUGGAAUCAGUAUUGCUGGAGGAAAAGGAAGUCCCUUAGGAGAUAUCCCAAUAUUUAUUGCCAUGAUUCAGGCCAGCGGUGUGGCUGCGCGGACACAGAAGCUUAAAGUUGGAGAUCGGAUUGUCAGCAUUAAUGGGGAACCUCUGGAUGGGCUGUCUCACGCGGAUGUGGUUAAUCUGCUGAAGAACGCCUACGGGCGCAUUAUCCUGCAGGUUGUAGCAGAUACCAAUAUAAGCGCCAUAGCGACUCAGCUUGAGAGCUUGUCUGCGAGCUACCACCUGGGCUCACCCUCGGCUGAGCACCAUUCGGAAGACACAGAAACACCUCCACCUAAGAUUAUUACUUUGGAGAAAGGCUCUGAAGGAUUGGGGUUUAGUAUUGUAGGGGGUUAUGGAAGUCCCCAUGGAGACCUGCCAAUUUAUGUCAAGACUAUAUUUGCAAAGGGAGCAGCUGCAGAUGACGGCCAAUUGAAGCGAGGUGAUCAAAUUUUAGCUGUUAAUGGCGAGACUUUAGAAGGUGUCACUCAUGAGCAAGCUGUGGCCAUUCUAAAACGCCAGAGAGGGACUGUAAUCUUAACUGUACUGUCAUGAACCUCGGGUCUUGAUCACAAGGUAGAUGUUGUAGGAUAUUCAUAGGAAGAUGAAGCUGAGAGGAUGAAAAGCAACCUCAACUGAAAUCCACCUUCAUUCAUUCUUACUAUCUCAUCCUCUCUGCUCAGGAGAGAGGGCUGAGGUUUCAUAUGAAUGUCCCACAUCAACAGUCAUCUCCUUAAUGUUCCCCAGCAUCUGUCACCUCUUGGUGAGGUUGAAUGAGUCUUAUCUGCUUUGCAUUUAACAUCGUUGUUUAUCAACUGUAGUAGUAACUGGUUCUGAUUAUAUUUGCUGACACUAAACUUAAGAAGUACUCAUUCCUUAUGCCCUUCUUCCCCCAUCCUACUCAAACAGAAGCUUAACUGCACCCUCAGAUCUCAUCUGGUGAACAGAAACAAAUAUUAAGCAACUGUCAUCUCACUCGUGAUUUACUUAUGCUAAUUGUCUCUUCAAGUAUGCCAAAAAAACAUUAGCAGUGUAAUUAAUUUACCAGUGAUCCCCAUGAUGAAAUACCAAAUUCUCCUAUGGGAAAUUACUGUGCUCUCUUCUGUACGACUUACAGUCAAAUAAGUCACAAAUUCAUUUCUCUAGCUAGAUCUUUAUACAUUAGUCAUUGGUGAUUAUGAUGAAUCUACUUGCAGACUAAUCCAAAAAUUCUGAAGGCCUUUCUAUUUUCUUAGCUACAUAAAUGCAGAUUACCUAGCAAAAGCACCUUCUUCUCAACAGCAACAAUUACCAUCCAUGUUCUGAAUUCUAACAGUGCUAAAUUAUGUUCAAGUCUGGGAAGUUCAUCUGGAGUUAAUGGCAUCUCAGUAGGCAAGUGUCAUUUCUACCCCUCAGUCUUCAAACAAGGAGGUGGAAGCCCCAAAACCACGCUGCAGAGAUCAGCAAGUUUUGCCUCAAGUCAGACGAGGUCUAGAUGGCCUUGGCCUUGUGGAACAUGGAGUGACAAGUUUGAAUAUCCUUCCCCUUGGCUCCAUACUGGUCAGUCUCGCAGCACAGAUUAUAGGAACACAGGUGGAGCCAUGGACUUAGCCACACAGUGACUGAGCAAAUAAAUAGCCUAGGAAUCAGUGAUGGCUCCUUGGCUCAUGUUUCCUGGUCUCUGGGGAGCCUCCUGUUUGCUGUAGUUUUGCAUGCUAAGAAAGCAACUAUAGCAGAAAAUACAAGAAUACUUUUAAGGUCGGCUAGGGACAGUCUUAUUCAGGGAUUAGCAUGGAAAAAAAAGAGGAGAUGCUUAUCAGAGACUGAGGUUAUUCUGUAAAAAAAAUAAAUAAACGCACCAUGAAGAUGAGUACUGGAAUCAUUAAUGGAAGUAGUUGGCAUUAUUUAACUACAACACAGUGCUGCAAAUGGCUCCUGGUAAUUAUCAAAAUGUAAUGGGCUCUAAUUUAAAAUGUUAUUUAAUAAGUAUAGGUUUUCAUUGAGAAUUAUCUUUGAGUAAAUAUAAUCACAAAGUGCAUUAACUCUUGUUGGAAUACUUUGUGGCUAUUCCAAAGUAUAGAGUGCCUGAAUUUUAUGUUGAAAAUGUCUUUCAGGAUUGGUAUUACAUUUUCUGAAAUUACACAGAGCUUUUGAAAUUCCUAAUGUAUCCAAGAUAUGCAGUAUUGUUAGGGUCCUGCCUUUCAGUGCAUGAGAAGCUGUCAACCUCUGAACAUUCUAUGUUAACUAUAUCUGCAAGAAUGGCUCAGGCCUCCAAGAAGAAAUGAAUAAAACUUGAAAAUGCACCUUAAAAUAAUAUAUACAUAUAUAUACUUUUGAAAUGUGAUUCUGCUUGAUUUUGAUGGAAUGGCCAUUAAAUACACAUUUUGAAAUAAUACAUCAUUGUUCUGUGUCUUUACACAUUA
This is a messenger RNA of Molossus molossus (Pallas's mastiff bat), 7717 nucleotides long. It is a transcript of the gene PATJ, whose product is annotated as PATJ crumbs cell polarity complex component. Bases 90 to 5870 code for a protein of 1926 amino acids. The record is from RefSeq and is a predicted model, not a curated record. Lineage: Eukaryota; Metazoa; Chordata; Mammalia; Chiroptera; Molossidae. Gene Ontology annotation, molecular function: protein binding. The transcript has 45 exons.